Hippopotamus amphibius kiboko is the source of this 2549-nucleotide messenger RNA. RefSeq names its product ST6 N-acetylgalactosaminide alpha-2,6-sialyltransferase 1 (gene ST6GALNAC1). The coding region runs from base 105 to 1898 and encodes 597 amino acids. Lineage: Eukaryota; Metazoa; Chordata; Mammalia; Artiodactyla; Hippopotamidae. Gene Ontology annotation, molecular function: alpha-N-acetylgalactosaminide alpha-2,6-sialyltransferase activity. The record is from RefSeq and is a predicted model, not a curated record. The transcript is spliced from 9 exons.
CUUGUGCACACCCCAGCCGGGAAAUCCGAGCAGCUGAACUAUUUGCUCUAUACAUCAAAGCCUCAGGAUAUGCAGAAAUUCCCUGCAAGGCCAGACCCACCAUCAUGAGACCCUGCCUGAGGAGACUCAGUCGUCUGGGCCACGCUCUCCAGUGGCUCUUGCUUUUGGCUGGGUUCCUCUUCAUCUUCGCCCUGUCCUCCUUCAUUAAGGAACCUAAUACAAAGCCUGCCAGGAAUCAGCAUCGAGGGAACAUUAAGGAAAGGUCUCCAGAGUUGCUGCAAAAGGCUAUGUCCCAGGCACCCACGGCGGGAAGCAGGACGAGCGCCCACAUGGAGCCAGCACAGGGGACCAGCACGCGGGACACACACCCCGAGGCCGCAACCCAUAGGGCUAGUGAGGGCAGAGGAGCGGAGGCUGGCAAGGCCAGUGCCAAGGAGCCGGGCAGAGUGCCCAACACUGCUAGCACGGCAGCCCUGGAGACGCAGCCAAGCAAGGACACCGUGGGGCACACGCUGCCCCCGGGAGCUCAAGGCAUAGGUGUGGCCUCUGGCAGGAUGGAGGCGCCGUCACUGAACAGUCAGGACCCAAGGACAACCAAAGGCUCGGGGGACGAGGAGGCGAGGCCGACGGCCCCAAGGACGGUGCCCACGAAGCCAGAGGGCAGUGUGGCAGCCACAGCAAGGACGCCCCUUCCAGAAAAUCAGGCUGGGGUGUGGACCCCCACGGGAGCAGGGCCAACGGGGAGGGGAACCAGAGGAGCCACCACAGCGGCUGUCCCACCCAAGGACGGAGCCCAGGCCACCCCAUCCUCAGCCCCUCUCCAGAGCCCCACCACCCAGAGAGGCCAGAGACUGCAGGCUGCCAAUUUCAAGUCUGAGCCCCGCUGGGAUUUUGAGGAAAAAUACAGCCUGGAGGUGGGCGGCCUCCAGACGACCUGCCCUGACUCAGUGAAGAUCAAAGCCUCCAAGUCACCCUGGCUCCAGAAACUCUUCAUGCCCAACCUCACCCUCUUCCUGGACUCCAGACACUUCAACCAGAGCGAGUGGGAUCGCCUGGAGCACUUCGCUCCGCCCUUUGGCUUCAUGGAGCUCAAUUUCUCCUUGGUGCAAAAGGUCGUGCCCCGCUUCCCCCCGGUGCCCCAGCAGCAGCUGCUCCUGGCCAGCCUCCCUGCGGGGAGCUCCCAGUGCAUCAGCUGUGCUGUGGUGGGUAACGGGGGCAUCCUGAACAACUCCCAAGUGGGCCCAGAGAUAGACGGCCAUGACUAUGUGUUCCGGCUGAGUGGAGCUGUCAUUAAGGGGUAUGAACAGGAUGUGGGUACUCGGACAUCCUUCUACGGCUUUACUGCCUUCUCCCUGACCCAGUCACUCUUUAUACUGGGCGAUCGGGGUUUCCGGCAUGUGCCUCUGGGGAAGGAUGUCCGCUACCUGCACUUCCUGGAAGGCACUCGGGACUAUGAGUGGCUGGAAGCACUGCUUCUGAAUCAGACCGUGGUGACAAAGAAACUUUUCUGGUUCAGGCACAGGCCCCAGGAAGCGUUCCGGGAAACCUUGCAAUUGGACAGAUACCUGUUGCUGCACCCAGACUUGCUGCGAUACAUGAAGAACAGAUUCCUGAGGUCUAAGACUCUGAACACCAUCCACUGGAGAAUAUACCGGCCCACCACUGGGGCCCUGCUGCUGCUUACUGCCCUUCAGCUCUGUGACCAGGUGAGUGCCUAUGGCUUCAUCACUGAGGGCCACGAACGCUUCUCUGACCACUACUAUGAUAAGUCAUGGAAAAAAACGAUCUUUUACACCAACCACGACUUCAAGUUGGAGAAAAGUCUCUGGAAGCGGCUACAUGAUGAAGGUAUCAUCCGGCUCUACCAACGUCCUGUAACUUCCAAACCAAACAUCUGACCGGAGCCUGGGCUACAAAACUCUCUUCAGCUAUUCUAAGCCGCAGGGCGCAGUGGGAGCCUAGAAACUCUUCUGUCAUCUUCCCAGCACCUGGACCAGGCUCUGAGCCCCUCCAGACUUGUGAGGGAACACUGGUACAGAAGAGGGGACACCCUCAAGAUGGCAAAUGACUGAUUGAGUUUUUGGAUACCUUGGAAAUUUCCUGCAGGGUCUGUUUCAUGGAGGUGGAGACUCCCUUCUUAAAACCAAGGAAUUUUAACUGAACCUUCACUGUUCAAAACUACUUGGCACAGAAGGAAGAGCCUGAACUUACAGAGACAUGUAUUUGGAGUUGAAUUCCAGAUCUUCUACUUAGCAGCUGUGAAAUCUCGAAGGCAUUACUGCAUUUCACUCUAAAUUGUCUAGAGGACCCUUCCAGGGGUUAUCUGAUUCUAGAAGGGUCUGCACCUUUCCUUGUCUUUGAGCUACUUGACAACUUUCUGAGUUAUAGAAAACUGAUAGUAACAAUAAUGAUUUUUGUCCAUGGAGAUGCAAAUAAAUUUUGUACAAUGAAAAAUGAUUCCCCUGUGGAUAGUGACCAGUUUUGUUCCUAUUAGCAAAUUCAUUUUAGCAUUCCUGACUUCCUAUAUGUGUGGCCGAAGUUUGGGCUCU